GAACGCUGGCGUGCAGCACAAGUGUGUCCUACACUUCCUUGUGUCCUUCACUUCCACUCUUCCAUUCGCGCUUUCAUCCCGCCCCACCGUUCAAAACAGAACGAGGCUGUAAUCGACGAAAUCGACUCGGCUGUCCCGCCAUUUUCCGUUCACCUGUCCUUAUCCGUGUCCAAUAGCACCUUGUCGAUUUAUCGGAUCAAAGUCGCUCCUUCAUGCAUGCGAGCUAUCGUUUCGAAAUCACUCGUCACGAGCAUCCACAACGCCUGGAUUAGGAUCGUCUAGUUCAAGGGCAUGUGACGCCUCCAAGAAGAAUUGCAGUUGGCCAUAUAGCUGAGGAGACUGCCGCUCUGACACGUCCUCGAAAUCAUAGCAACUUCGCUGGCAGCCAUGCCAUUAUCUCGGAGUGACACUGGCUCGAGUACCGGUGAGAUCAACCAAGGCCCGGUCCCCAUGCCUGCGGGCGUCUAUACGCUUCCGAUCCACGGCAACUGUCCGAGGUGUCACCACUACCACGCCGCCGUCAGUAUCAGCGUCCGAGUGUCCAGUGACCCUCGCCGAGUCAGUCAUGUGUAUUGCGAGCGGUGCAGGGAGAAAUGGCUUGCGUUUGGCGGAACUGGCUCGACUAGGAUGUCACUGCUGUCCACUCGAACCAUGGAACCGGACAUUGUGGAACGUCGUUUCCGCUACGCAAUUGUCGACAUGGUGCGAUCCGUGACAUCACUAGCGUCCAGCACUGCUCUCUCCAGAGUGCCGGAAGUUCCAUCCAGGGGACCAUCUCGAAGACACUCUGGGAAUUUCUCUGACGUGGAUGGAGUGGAAGUGCAAUCACCUGCCAUCCCGCAUGGGCGUCCGUCACCACAGCAUCAGCAUCCUCACCAGAACCGCCUGCUGCCUCAGGAUGGGUCACGCACCACGUGGUUGAACAUCGGGAAUAGAACUAGGCUGCAAGCUUACCUGAGUUUCCAACGUAUCAAGAAGAAGGUCAACGGCCAGCUCGAGAAGCUGAGGAACUACGAUACAAAGCAGUUGCUGCUGUGGAGGAAGCACCGUCACGAAGUCUCCGCUUUUGAAGCGGAAACUACGCAAAUCAAGACACCCGCGCUCGAGAGUAGUGGACCACCUCGUGUUGAAUUAAGCCUCCUUGAACCUCUCCAUGUCGAGGAAAUCCCGCCCACCUCAGGUCCACGCAGCACUGAUGGACCUCCACCAGCCUCGUCAGGGCCCACUUCUUCCCUUGAGCAGGUUCCACUUGACCGCGUUGAACAGGAGAUGUUAAGGAGCAUGACGAAGGAACAGCGGAUUGGCUGGAUCCGAGGACAACUCACCGAAUUCAAAUACCGUCAUGCGAGCAAUAUCGCCCGUCGACGUACUUCUAGCUCACUGAACCCCUCUGUCACCGACAGUGAUGACAUAGAAAUCUUACCCCCGGCACCGUCUCCACCCUUGUUUCCACGCCAGCUCAGCUAUCGGAGAUAUUCCGACGAUGUCCUCCUCACUGGAAGUCAUCUCAUGGGAUUUGAAGCAGGGGAGUUGUUUUACGAGUCUCGUCGGUUCAGCAUCGGCAGCACUACACGCCUUUCUCAGGCUGUCACGGCAGUGAGCUCCGACGGCCCAGGCGCUUCUUCAGAGCUAGGCUACUCGGAAGCGCCGCCCCGACGACAUUCCGGGGCAUAUCCAUCACCGUCAACCAGAUCUCGCAGAUCCCUCCUCCGUUAUUCCUUGGGUGUCGACCAUCUGAAUGCUAGGGCUUCGAUGGAGUCAACGGCGGCUGGGGCUGUUCAGUCAUCCUCUACGCCUCAGUCGAACGGGAUACAGACUUCGGAACAUCGCCGGUCCUCCUCCUUCCAAUCACCUUUACUUUAGAUUUCACCUGGACUUGCCAACGAUGAGUGUCCUUUUCUUCUUCCUUUUUCUUUCCCUUUGGCAUCACAUAGACUACAAAUGGCCUUACUCCGCACACACUUGCCCCGUUUACCGUUUCCGAUUAGAUUUCCAUGAUUUGAUGAAGAUCAAGCUUUUCUACACAAGUCCCAAAAUCUCGGGUUGUAUAUCUCCCAUGUACUUUAGAUUUUCCGCUCUCUCCGCACUCACAGCGGGCUUUC
Westerdykella ornata is the source of this 2102-nucleotide messenger RNA. RefSeq lists its product as uncharacterized. The transcript has a single exon. Bases 388 to 1863 code for a protein of 491 amino acids. Lineage: Eukaryota; Fungi; Ascomycota; Dothideomycetes; Pleosporales; Sporormiaceae. The record is from RefSeq and is a predicted model, not a curated record.